AUGACUUCGUUGCUUACUCAACCGGCAAAUCCAUUGGCAAAGUCCGAAGUAACAUAUAUUUCACCACCACCACCGCCCAUCCUAUCCGCACCAAAGAAGACAAUAACGAACCCGCUUCAGGAUCAAAAGAAGGCAAAGUAUGCUCAGCUUCUUAACCAACGGGAGGAGGAUCAUUUUUUGCUGCAGCAGAAUGACCUUGAGCGCGAGAAAAGCGCGUGGAACAAUGUCCUGACAUGGCUACUUGCCCUUUUAGCGCUGACGUUGCUUCCGUUUGCCCUUCAUUAUGGGAUUAAGAGCACACAUCCACCAAAUGUUGUCGUUCCAUCUGGAAUGCAGACGCAUUCAAUUAAACACCAGCCUAGGCAUGAAAAUGGCAUUUCUGGCACUGCUGCGGCACCGAUGGCAUCAUCGCCAUCAUCUAGCACGGUAGUAGCACCCCAUAUUUGUGUUUGUACAGUAAGAAGAAUCAACAAAUUAACCAAUGAUGUGCGUACGUCGACGCUCAAAUUCCCCAUUUCGCAUCUGGCUGCACAUAGUACGUGGGAUGAAGAGUGCGAGCGUCUUUGCGCUGAAGAGCGUCCUAAAAUGGUUGAGACGCUUAAUGUGGAUGAAUGGCACGGUAAUGGGCAUAAUACUAAGCCUUCGGAACCUAUGCACGUUUCCAAGUCUCCAAAGCUUCCGGAUGAAAAUCCCAAAGAGUUGGAGCGGGCAAUAGGAGGUCUUUUCGAUGCGCUUUUGAGCGUUGCACCGAUUGAAGACACUCAUUCCCCGCUGAUAGAUGACGCAGCAAUAUUUGACAUGCUCCUAUCUUCCCUGUCUGCGCCAGAGGCAGCUGGAAGUACGUUUGUGAAAAAGCCGAUGCGCGUUUCCCCAGUAUCAAGCCACAUAUCUGAGGAUCUCUUUGGCCCUCUAAUUAAAAAAGAACCGCCCACUAGCCCUGUUGAUGCAGAUAAGGAUAUUAGGAUCCCUUUGUUCAAGGAUGGCGAUCUUUUUCACCCCUCCUCAUCACCGAUGAUGCUCUCCGCAAUGCUGCUAGGAAUGGGAGCUUCGAAUGAGACUGCACACACCCCACUGAUCCUAUCAUAG
Molecule: messenger RNA, 1086 nt
Organism: Mitosporidium daphniae
Lineage: Eukaryota; Fungi; Microsporidia
Exons: 1
Coding region: 1-1086 (361 amino acids)
Source: RefSeq, a predicted model, not a curated record